Drosophila kikkawai is the source of this 1481-nucleotide messenger RNA. RefSeq lists its product as uncharacterized. Lineage: Eukaryota; Metazoa; Arthropoda; Insecta; Diptera; Drosophilidae. The record is from RefSeq and is a predicted model, not a curated record.
GAAAAGUAAAAUCCGUCGUGAUGCUGCCGUUACUUGCCCUAUUACUGGGACUCUCCGUUCUUAGUGGACUGCCGCAGGAAAUUAAAGGAAGUUGUUCGAUUUCAACCUUCAGUCCUGCGCCCUUGGUUAUAACCACUUUCGGUUCAAAAAGUUUCGUCAACGCCAAAGCCAGUGUAUACGAACGAGAAGAUGGCGAUGAUAUUGAACUGCAUUGCGGGGGCGGAUUCUCUUACUAUGACAGAUAUUAUGGCAAAACCAGAACAACUUCUAAAACAAAAGUAACUUUGCGUUGCUAUUCAAGUGAUCAUUUUUAUAAUGUUGAUGAAUCCCAGAAUCAGCAUGUACAAAAUAUCCACUGUCUGAAUAGAGUUAAUCAAAUGUUUGAGAGUCGAAUCAAGUUGCCGAAUUGCGAAAAGGAUAUGACACUUGUUUUGGGCUACGAUUUCGGUGAAAUCGGAUUCCUGAAAAACGCCGCCCUAUGCUAUGACAUCCUGGGAGCUAAGCUAAAAUAUUUUGGCUACACGACCUUCCCCUCAAAGAAUCGAAUUGUGGAGACGACCCAAGUUGGCCAGCUGAAUCAGCUGGGAUUGGACAUAAAUGUGACCUACAACAAAAAUCUUAUCAGAAGCAUCAGCCAGAGUGCGAUAGACUCCUUCAUGUCAACGGAAAAGAAAGUGGCAUCGCUGUUUGUCAGCAAUGCCUUCCAGUAUGCCAGCCUGGCCCAGGAUGACCAACAGCUGGAUGGCUACGAGGACAUGCUGGGCACCGUCUGGCUGCGAGUUUUGCGCUCCGGCAACUGGGCUCACUGGCUAUCGGCUAUGCGCGUGGCCACCGAUCUUGGCGGUCACUUCGACGUCCGAAUGGGCGUCUCCGGUACGCUGCAGUUACCAGUAGCUGCCGUGGGUCCCUGCAACGCCAGUAGCCUUAUGAUCAUUGAACUCAGUGAUGGCACCUCUCUGCCGGUGCCCGCCCACAUCUGGGCGCAUGUGCGCGCCCUGGAGUCCACAGGAGGAGCCGGAGACGAGUUUGUCCUCAUCGGCCACAAUUCACCUUUCUUCCGCAGCGACAACUCGAGUGCCCUGUGCUCCUCGAUGUGCGACCAGGUGCCCUGGCUGAAGGGCACUCUGUUCGCCAGCCUCCAUGAGUUCCCCGCCUACGGCCUGGUUCAGUGUUGCCGCGUGGAGGACGUGGCCCAGAAGCUGGACAAUUUCCCUGGUGCAUAUGUUGAUGUGGCUGCCUCGACCACAACCGUUGCACCGGUUUUUGGUUUGGGGUAUAAGCCCUCAGGAAAAUUUCCACAGGUGUUGACCGAUUCAAAUGAUGAAUUUGAAUAGGAUAAUCAUUUUAUAAGGGCAUUUUCGAAAACGUAAAACUUAAGAAUAUCGUAAAAGGCAUUAAUAUCAAUUCGGAUUUUGUAAGGUUUAUAAAUCGGCAGCGUUUUGUCUUAGUUUUUAUGGGGUUAAUAAAUCUGCAUACUCUAA